Molecule: messenger RNA, 2523 nt
Organism: Pollicipes pollicipes
Lineage: Eukaryota; Metazoa; Arthropoda; Thecostraca; Pollicipedomorpha; Pollicipedidae
Product: regulating synaptic membrane exocytosis protein 2
Biological process (GO): regulation of synaptic plasticity; calcium ion-regulated exocytosis of neurotransmitter; regulation of membrane potential
Cellular component (GO): cytoskeleton of presynaptic active zone; presynaptic membrane
Molecular function (GO): transmembrane transporter binding; small GTPase binding
Source: RefSeq, a predicted model, not a curated record
GCCAAGCUCUGGUACGACUCGCGAACGCUGAAGCUGAUCGUGACGCUGCUCUGCGCCGCGGAUCUGGUGCCACGCGAGUCCGGCCACCUCCGUAACCCGUACGCCAAGGUGUUCCUGCUGCCGGAUCGCAGUGAGAAGUCCAAGCGGCGCACCAAGACGUUGGCCAACACGCUCGAGCCGCGCUGGGGCCAGUCGCUGAUCUAUUCGACCAUCCGGCGCUCGGAACUGCGCGCACGCCACCUGGAGGUCACCGUCUGGGACUACGACCGGUUCGGCGUGAAUGACUUCUUGGGCGAGGUGCUGGUGGAGCUAGCCACCCACCCGCUGCACGACGAGCCAGAGUGGUUCCCGCUCACCAUCCCCGAGGACUUUAACCUGCACACGCGGCACGGAAUGUACAUAGACUUUGACCGGGCGUCGACGACGGCCUCCGCGGAUCACCUGUCGCCGCCCAGCACGACGUCGCGCCUCUCCGAGUCGGACACGUCGGACGCGGACGCCGAGGACGGCCGACGCGGCGCCGGCGCCGACAGCAGCUCGUGCAGCCCGCCCGUGUCGGAGCGCGGCGAGCGACGCGCCCGGCGUGACUUCAGCGCCGCCGGCGGCCACCGCUCCCGCUCUGGCACCGUCGUCACGCGCGACGAGAUGCUCUACCACCGCGGCGCCGGCCGACAGGAGCCGCUGCCGUACGGUGACCCGGGCCGCAGCCGCUCCCACUCGGCGGCGCCCUACACCAGCACGGACAAGCCGGACCGGGAGCGCAGCACCUCCCCGGCCAAACGGAUGGGAGGCAGGCCGUACCAGCUGGGACCGUCGCCUCAGGGCACACCCGACACGCCCAGCGGCAGCCCGAAGAAGCGCCAGUUGCCGCAGAUCCCCACCGCCGGCAGGGCGUUCGCCAGGGAUCACCUGCCCCAGGACGUGGAGCAACGGGCACGCCAGCUGCUGCGGCUGCAGCAGACGGGCAGCCGGCGUCCGGUCGGCCGCCAGUACGGCAACCAUAGCGACUCGGAGCUGGCCGAGCCGGUGACGGAGCGGCCGGCGCGCCGCUCGCUCAGCCGCGGCGGCAGCCUCUUCUCGCCGGAGAUGGAGGCUGACAGCGCUAGCGACCUGGAGAGCGUCACCAGUGCCUUCAGCAGCCAGAGCGAGCAGCCCUUCGGAACGCGCAAGAGCAGGUUGGCUCACACCGCUUGGCAGCAUUCUUCCUUUUCUUCGCACGCCCCGUCCAACCUCCCGCCGCCGUCUAACCACACGGUGGGCCGUUACCCCCGCGGCAGGUCGCUCGACGGCGCCCGCCGCCUCCCCGCCCACGGUCCAGAGCGGCUUGCCGCCGAGCCCGGCGCCGAGCGUGAGCCGGCAAAGCCGCCCUUGCCGAAGCAGAACUCGGACGACUUCGGUGACGCCUUCAAGGACGACGACCUGUUCGACCUGUCCGACUUCAUCGCCGCCGACGACGUGGACAGCGGUGGUAACGAUGUUUCCCCUUCCCCUAGCGACCGUGGCGGCGGCGGCUCCAAGCGGGGCACGCUGGGACGCAGCGCGUCGGCCGACGUGCCCGAAAAGACAGAGAGUCUGAGUGAUACUGCCGUGAACCGAGGUGACCUCUUGCCCCCCGGCAAAACCGGGGGCGCCGGCGGCAUGGGGAAGAAGAGCAGCUCUACGUCCCAGCUUUCUACCGCAGGGCGCAAGAAGCGGCUAAAGUUCGGCUCGCGCGGCAAGAACUCGUUCACGGUGCACCGCAGCGAGGAGGUGGUGCACCUGGUGAACAAGCAGCUGAGCUCGCAGAGCUCGGACGGCGAGCUGGAGGAGCUCUCGGACAGGUCGGACGUCAGCACCGAUGUGAGUAGAAAGCGUAGCGCUAGUGGCAUUCAGAGGUCGCACGAGGUGGUGCCGGCGCCGGGCGCGGCGGCGGCGCCCGGCGGACGUCUGGUCAGGCAGAGAUCACGUGACUCGGACGCCAGCAACUCGGCCAGUAGCGAUGGCGGCAGCCUGGUGCCGGGCAUGCGGGUGCCCGAGGGGCAUAUAGCCGACUUCAUAGAGGGCCUCGGACCUGGUCAGCUGGUCGGCCGCCAAAUGCUGGCCAGCCCGUCGCUGGGCGACAUCCAGCUCUCCAUGUGCGACCGCAAGGGCAACCUGGAGGUGGAGGUGAUCCGCGCCCGAGGCCUGCAGUCCAAGCCGGGCUCCCGAAUUCUUCCAGCUCCUUACGUAAAGGUGUACCUGGUGGACGGCAAAAGGUGUUUGUCCAAGGCCAAAACGACGACGGCGCGCCGGACGCUGGACCCGCUCUACCAGCAGACUCUGGUCUUCACCGAGAAGUACACGGGAUGCGUGCUGCAGGUGACCGUGUGGGGCGAUUACGGACGCAUGGAGGGUAAGAAGAUCUUCAUGGGCGUGGCACAGAUCAUGCUGGAUGACCUGGACCUGUCCAAUAUCGCGAUAGGCUGGUACAAACUGUUCGCCACCAGCUCGCUGGUCAGUGUUCCAGCGCCGGCGCCGAAGGCUUCCGAGCCGGCCUUCAGCUAA